Molecule: messenger RNA, 922 nt
Organism: Budorcas taxicolor (takin)
Lineage: Eukaryota; Metazoa; Chordata; Mammalia; Artiodactyla; Bovidae
Gene: CRABP2
Product: cellular retinoic acid binding protein 2
Exons: 4
Coding region: 146-562 (138 amino acids)
Biological process (GO): fatty acid transport
Cellular component (GO): nucleus; cytosol
Molecular function (GO): fatty acid binding
Source: RefSeq, a predicted model, not a curated record
GCUCAGGCCGGCUUUAGUGUUGUCCUCGGACGUUCCCCGUUUCCUGAGUCCCGCAAGGCGGCGGAGACAUCUCUUUUGAGUAAAAGACUCAGCGUCCAGUGCUCCAGUGGAAAGAUUUAAGGGGCCCGCCACUAGCGCCGCCACCAUGCCCAACUUCUCUGGUAACUGGAAAAUCAUCCGAUCGGAGAACUUCGAGGAUUUGCUCAAAGUGCUGGGGGUGAAUGUGAUGCUGAGAAAGAUCGCCGUGGCUGCAGCAUCCAAGCCAGCAGUGGAGAUCAAACAGGAGGGGGACACUUUCUACAUCAAAACCUCCACCACCGUGCGUACCACAGAGAUCAACUUCAAGGUCGGAGAGGAGUUUGAAGAGCAGACUGUGGAUGGGAGGCCCUGUAAGAGCCUGGUGAAAUGGGAGAGUGAGAACAAAAUGGUCUGCGAGCAGAGGCUGUUGAAGGGAGAGGGUCCCAAGACCUCCUGGACCAGAGAACUGACCAAUGAUGGAGAGCUGAUCCUGACAAUGACAGCGGAUGACAUCGUGUGCACCAGGGUCUAUGUCCGAGAGUAAGCGGCUGCACCCCCAGAGCCGCCACCGGCCCAUGCUCCCUGCCUCCUGCGCCACCCCUUCGUCUAGGCUAGCUCUCCCCUCACCCCAGUCACUUCUGGGGGUUCUGGGUUGCCUUCUGCAGGGGCUAUUCUUUUAUUGACCCCUCCUCUCCUCCCAUAUAUCAACAUGAUGGAUGGCGCCCAGACCACCGAUUCCAGGAUCACUCCCCCCACCCCCGCCCCAGUCGUAGCCCCAAACCAGCCCAUACCAGCCUCUCUCUCCUUUUCUGCAAGGGGACCCAAGGGCCUAAGUAGGAAAGACCGGCCCUCUGUCUUCCACUCUGUCCCUGUAGCCCAUACAGUGUAGAAUAUUUAUUGGUUA